UUGCCGCGGCAGUUGGGGACUCCUCCCUCCCAGGAAGACGACUCCUUCCGCCGCGCGCUGCAUGCUGGUCGCCGCGCUCCGCGUCCCGGCCCCGAUCCCCUCCUCGCUCGCCGCGCCGGCGCGCCCUCUCCUCCGCCGCCACCUGCCUCCCGCCGCGUCGAUGGCCUCCUCCCCGCCACCCCCUGACGCUGGCGCCACCAACAAGCCCGCGCCUGCCCCGGCCCCGGUCCCGCAGCCGCCCGAGAAGCCGCUCCCCGGCGACUGCUGCGGCAGCGGCUGCGUCCGCUGCGUAUGGGACGUCUACUACGACGAGCUCGACGCCUACAACAAGGCUCUCGCGGCCCACUCCUCGCCGGCGGCGUCCUCCUCCUCCGACUCCGGCAGCAACGCCGCCACGACGACCGGCGACGGCGCCAAAUCCUGAGGCGGCGCAUCACGAGUUCAUCAGGACUUGCAGUAUGCGUCCCUUCCUCUUAAUUUUUUCCCCUUCCCCAAAUUGGGAGGUGUUGGUGUGGUUGAUUAUAAUGAAACAUUACGUUGUCUCAUUGUGUAUGCUGCAGUUUGUACCAGAGUUGAAUUGUUGUUGUUCCAACGAAAAAUUCUAUGAUUACAUACAGAGAAGUAGUUCUAUUUCUAUCCAA
This is a messenger RNA of Oryza brachyantha (malo sina), 641 nucleotides long. Its product is annotated as vegetative cell wall protein gp1. Bases 62 to 424 code for a protein of 120 amino acids. NCBI's taxonomy places the organism in Eukaryota, Viridiplantae, Streptophyta, Magnoliopsida, Poales, Poaceae. The transcript has a single exon. The record is from RefSeq and is a predicted model, not a curated record.